Molecule: messenger RNA, 1759 nt
Organism: Lagopus muta (rock ptarmigan)
Lineage: Eukaryota; Metazoa; Chordata; Aves; Galliformes; Phasianidae
Gene: FBXO28
Product: F-box protein 28
Exons: 6
Coding region: 47-1207 (386 amino acids)
Biological process (GO): protein polyubiquitination
Molecular function (GO): protein binding
Source: RefSeq, a predicted model, not a curated record
GGAAGGCCGGCCGCCCGCCCUCAGCGGAGGAAGGACGGGCUGUAAGAUGGCGGCGGCGGAGGAGCGGCUCCUGUCGGAGGGGGAAGGCGGCGCCCCGGGUUCGGCGCGGCUCUCCCCGCCCCCGCUCUCGCAGUCUCCCGAAGCCCCGGCGCCCUUGGAGCAGCCGCCUCAGAGCAACACGCUGAUGGGGCUGCCCAUCGUGGCCAUCGAGAGCAUCCUCAGCUUCCUGUCCUACGACGAGACGAGCCAGCUCCGCCUGGUUUGUAAACGAAUGGACUUGGUUUGUCAACGAAUGUUAAAUCAGGGAUUUCUAAAAGUGGAAAGAUACCACAACUUGUGUCAAAAGCAAGUUAAAGCUCAGCUUCCAAGACGAGAGUCAGAAAGAAGAAACCAUUCGUUAGCUCGUCAUGCAGACAUCCUUGCUGCUGUAGAAACGAGACUCUCUUUGUUAAAUAUGACUUUCAUGAAGUAUGUGGAUUCCAAUCUCUGUUGCUUCAUACCUGGAAAGGUAAUAGAUGAAAUUUACCGUGUGCUAAGGUAUGUAAACUCUACAAGAGCUCCUCAGAGAGCUCAUGAAGUUCUUCAAGAACUAAGGGACAUUUCUUCCAUGGCUAUGGAAUAUUUUGAUGAGAAGAUUGUUCCAAUACUGAAAAGGAAGCUUCCUGGGUCAGAUGUAUCAGGACGUCUGAUAGGAGCUGCCCCAGGAAUUUUAAUAAAAACAACAUUCCCAAGCUCAAACUCCAGUAUGAUUUUAGGACUUAGGAAGAAUGAGUAUACAUCAUCAUGGAAAAUAAAUCCCCUUCUUCUAAAAAUUCCAGGGCCUUCUGCAGCACUAACAACAAUGCAGCUGUUCUCCAAGCAGAAUCCUUCAAGACAGGAAGUCACCAAACUCCAGCAGCAAGUAAAAGCAAACGGUGCAGGUGUGACAGUGCUAAAGCGAGAAAUCUCAGAGCUUCGCACCAAAGUGCAAGAGCAACAGAAACAACUCCAAGAUCAAGAUCAGAAACUGCUAGAGCAAACCCAAAUCAUAGGUGAACAGAACGCCCGAUUGGCUGAGCUCGAACGCAAGCUGCGAGAGGUGAUGGAGAGCGCAGUAGGAAGUUCUUCAGGUUCUGGUUCAAAUGAACAAUCUCCUAGAAAACGGAGGAAGGCGGUUGAAUCCACAGACUGUCCUAGGAAAUCUAAACGCCUUCGAAACAGAAAAUAACUUGGGGAGUCACUGACGCCUUCAGGAAGAUACACUGCUUUAGUAGCCCAGGCAGGUCUGCUCGUUUGGAUACUGUGAUUAGCUUCAUGGUGUCACGUAGGCUGCUGGCUCUUCAACACACCACUUAGACUUGAACGUGAAUUUUCUUUCAUUGAGACUUUUCCCCUGCUUUCUGGAUGGGUGGGCCUAAAUCACAGGAUCUCUAAGAUUUGCAAUAGAUACAUACUAACCAGACCUGCUCUGUUACAUUUUGAAGGGUUAACCUUUUUUUUUUUUUUUUUUUUUCCUCUCCGUGCAAACGUGUUGAAAGUAAACUUAUUUGUGUUUAUGCGUAUGUUCACAUAAAAUCUUAAAUAAAUUCAGUCUUAACUGACUAAAAAGUUGAGCUUAAAAGCAGAUGUCCUGUUCACUUGAAGAAAAGAAACGCUUUUAAAAUCAUGUUUUAGAGAACUUGACUUUUUUGUUACAAGUGACCUUGUCUGGAAUGUCUGAAAAGCAGCGAAUACUUUUUUGGGAUCUCUGUAACAAGUAAAACAGACUUCUUAAGUUACA